Molecule: messenger RNA, 879 nt
Organism: Bactrocera dorsalis (oriental fruit fly)
Lineage: Eukaryota; Metazoa; Arthropoda; Insecta; Diptera; Tephritidae
Product: selenoprotein H
Exons: 1
Coding region: 84-527 (147 amino acids)
Cellular component (GO): Golgi apparatus
Source: RefSeq, a predicted model, not a curated record
UAAAUGAAUGUCAAUUUUACAAAAUUCUUUAUGUUAGAGACACUGCCAAAUCUUUAGUUUUACACAUCCGAUAAUUUACUCUAAUGGCACCAAAAGGAAAGAAGUCGAAGAAGCAGCGUGAAAUCGAUUGGGCGGCCGACGCUUACUUCGACAAGAACCGUUCAAUGAUCUACAUCGAACACACGUUAGAGUGCCCGAUAUUCACGACGAAAGCCGAGGAGUUCGCCGCUUAUGUAGCGCAAGAAGCGCCAAAUCGCAUCAUACAGUUGGUACGGAAUCAUAACGGCAAAGUGCCGCCAAGGGAUGGUGCUUUCGAGAUUGGGUUUUCACAGAAUGCGCGCACCUCCGUGCAUCAGCUGUGGUCCGGCAUUGAUAAAGGCCCACCAAGGCGUGACAAAUUCCCACCGGAGUACGAGUCACUCAUGCAAGAGAUACAUAAGAUUUUGAAGAAAUUCUAUCCUGAUGCGGUGGAAAAGAACCCCUUGGAGGGCAUGGAGGACGAUGACGCUGCGCCAGCGUAUGAGUGAAAGCGCUUAACAGUUUGUUAAAGCUUCCAUACAAAAAGAUUCAGUGAAUAAUUCGUAAUCCAUGAAUUUCAAAACUAUCCAGCAACAAUAGUGAAGCUAUGCAAGCCCAUCAACUGCUCUUCCGAUUGCGUUCUUUCAAAAAAACCGCGACAGUUUCAAAACCGGUGCAACAGUUUGAGAAGCUAUGAGUAAUUCAAAUGUAAUCAGCGAGUUUUAGCUUUUCGCCGUCAGAUGGCGCAACAGUAGCGUCAAGCGUUACCACUACAAAAAUUUUAUAUUAAUAAUAUAGACAUGCUCUAAUCUACAUUUUCAAUAAAUAAAUAAAUACAGAAAUCAAAUAAAUUCACGUUUG